GAUCGCCGGUGCACUGUGUCCCUCAGACACAGCGGAUCACGGAAAGAGCUGAAGAUGUCGGCUCGGUCAUGUGAUCAGCUGUGUCCAAUCACAGCUGAUCUCAUGGGACAUGUACACUGAUCAUCAGGGCACUGAUGAUCAGUGUGCCCUGAUGAUCAGUGUGGCCCCAGAAGUGCCACCUGUCAGUGCUCAUCAGUGCCACGUGCCAGUGCCCAUCAGUGCCACAUCAAUGCCACAUAUCAGUGCCUAUCUGAGCUGCCUUUCAAUGUCACCCAUCAGUGCCAGUCAGUGCCACCUAUCAAUGCCAAUCAGUGCCACCUAUCAGUGCUACCAAUCAGUGCCACCUAUCAGUGCCAGUCAGUGUCGCCUAUCAGUGCGAAUCAGUGCAAGUCAGUGCCGCCUAUCAGUGCCAGUCAGUGCCGCCUAACAGUGCCAGUCAGUGCCACCUAUCAGUGCCAGUCAGUGCCACCUAUCAGUGCCAGUCAGUGCCGCCUAUCAGUGUCAUAUAUCAGUGUCAUGUAUCAGUGCUGCUUUCAGUGCCCAUCAGUGAUGCCUGUCAAUGCCCAUCAGUGCAACCUACCAGUGCCUCCUCAUCAGUGC
Messenger RNA from Staurois parvus, 600 nucleotides. The record is from the annotation of a GenBank genome assembly. NCBI's taxonomy places the organism in Eukaryota, Metazoa, Chordata, Amphibia, Anura, Ranidae.